This is a messenger RNA of Musca vetustissima, 3958 nucleotides long. RefSeq lists its product as uncharacterized. The transcript has 8 exons. Gene Ontology annotation, biological process: protein dephosphorylation; positive regulation of cytokinesis; cilium assembly. Gene Ontology annotation, cellular component: spindle pole; nucleolus; centrosome. The coding region runs from base 2 to 3958 and encodes 1318 amino acids. The record is from RefSeq and is a predicted model, not a curated record. Gene Ontology annotation, molecular function: protein tyrosine/serine/threonine phosphatase activity; protein serine/threonine phosphatase activity. NCBI's taxonomy places the organism in Eukaryota, Metazoa, Arthropoda, Insecta, Diptera, Muscidae.
CAUGUUGGAUGAUGACAACAAUGAUUUGUUGGCUUCGGCUUCAGAAAUACAACGCAAUCGUUUAUAUUUUGUGGCGUUCAAAAAGAAUUUCAAGCCGAAAAAUACACCCAGCACACAUUACUUCAGCAUCGAUGAUGAUUUUAUCUAUGAGAAUUUUUACAAUGAUUUUGGGCCGCUGAAUAUAUGUAUGCUGUAUCGCUAUUGUCAGAAGCUAAAUGCCAAAUUGAGCAACAAAACGCUGGCGAGUAAGAAAAUUGUACACUAUACGUCCAUGAAUCCGGCAAAGAGGGUAAAUGCUGCAUAUCUGAUAGGAGCAUUUUCGAUAAUCUAUCUAAACAAAACCCCCGAAGAAGCCUACCGCCCUCUAGUUGUAGGCGAUAUACCCGCCUAUACUCGAUUCUGUGAUGCCUCGUACGGUCCAAGUGGUUAUAAAAUCUCCCUUAUCGAUUGCCUCAACGCUGUUUCGAAGGCCAUGAAAGCGGGAUUCUUUAAUUUUGAAGAUUUCGACGCCGAAGAAUAUGAAUAUUAUGAACGUGUUGAAAACGGUGAUUUCAAUUGGAUUGUACCACAGAAAUUUAUAGCAUUUUGUGGACCACAUCAAAAAUCUAAAACACUGCCAAACGGUUAUCCUUGCCAUUCGCCCGAAACAUAUUUCGAAUAUUUUCGCAGUAAUAAUGUAACAACAAUAAUACGACUGAAUGCCAAGGUGUAUCAUGCCUCCAGUUUUGAGAAUGCCGGUUUCGAUCAUAAGGAUCUGUUUUUUAUUGAUGGCAGUACGCCGAGUGAUUUGAUAUUGAAGAAAUUCUUGCAGAUAUGUGAAACGACAAAGGGUGCCAUUGCAGUGCAUUGUAAAGCUGGUCUUGGUCGCACUGGAAGCUUGAUUGGCGCCUACAUUAUGAAACACUAUAAUUUCUCAGCUCUGGAAGCGAUUGCUUGGUUACGUCUUUGCCGUCCUGGAUCUGUUAUCGGACAUCAACAACAAUGGAUGGAAGACAAACAAUCCUGGCUCUGGUCCGAAGGUGAACGCUUGCGUAAACGUACCAGCUCACAAACCCCCGUACAUAAAUACGGCAUUUACAGUUUAAUCUAUAAAAAUUGUCCUGUAACUGCUGGCCAGUUACUUGUCAAUACGGAAAAUAAUACCGAACUUCUAAUGACUCGGGUCAAAGGCAUAUCACAAAAGGUCGAUACCAUGCAUUUGCAUGAAGAUCAAACCGAUUCAAAUCAAUUGGAUUCCCUGGAUUCCUAUGAGAAUGGUAAUAAACCGUCGGCAGUGAGUAAUAUAACGGCUACGAAUACUACAGCAAAAACAACGCCACGUUCACGUAUCCUGACCAGUAGUAAAGAUGGUGCUAUAACACCACCAACAAGUGCCAGCGAUAAUGAUAAUGAUGUCACCGAAACUGAAGAGGAUUCAACGGCAUCAAAUCUUAAUUCAACAUUUAUUGUUUCACGUAGACCUACUGGUGGUAGUGGUGCUCCACUUUAUUCGGAAAAGAAAUUAAAGAAACCCUCCGUCUAUGAACCGGCUGCUGCUCUACAGCGACCAACAAUAGCAUCAACAGUUAAAAUGACCCAGGCUGCAAUUGAAAAGAAAAAUGCUCAAACUCAGGGUGAUAAACUUAAUCAAAUUAAGGCUAUGCGUCGUCAGCAUAAUUCACGUUCGGGUGGUGCUACAGUUGAAACGGAGAAUCCUUUACGCCACACACGGGCCCGAUCCCAACCAUUUCGCAAUAACAACAACAUUGUCAAUAUGUUACCUACAAAUAAUGCAACAGGUGGACAACUUCUGGCAAAUACGGCCAUGGCUGGUAAAACUACCGCAAAUGAAUGUGCUGCAGCAACAAAUAAUUUAUUAAAUAAUAACAACAAUAUUAAUAAUAAUAACAAUAGUUGCAAUAAUAACAAUAACAACAAUAAUAACAUUAUUAGCAGUAAUGGUGGUACUAAUCCAACAGCCACCUCCUCAACAACAACCACAACGGCAUCGGGUAUUAACAAUUCGACCAUAACAACAAGAGCACGCAGUUUAGCCAUUUAUAGUAAACGAAUGGGUCUAAUGCAUUUACGUAAAGCCGAACAGCAACAAAUCACCCACAAUGUCACUGCCGUCAACAACAACAAUAAUAAUAACAAUAACAUCAACACCACAACAACAAGUCUCAGCAAACAAACAAAAACCUAUCAAAAUACCCUCAUCAGUUCAGCAACGUCCAGUGGUGGUGGUGGUGGUGGCGUAGAAAGUAAAAUACCCAUUGUCAGAGCCACAGCAGCUUUAUUAGAUUUAAAUCCGGUUGUGGGAACAGCUGUUUCCUCCGGUGCAGGUAUGGUUGGCUCUUGUGCCACAAUACCACCAUCCAGAAGUUCCAAUCGUUUGUCAAGUUUGUUGCACAGUAGUGGCGCAACUGGUGCGGCUGGUAGUUCCACGCAUCACAUGACCUUGCGUGGCCGCUCACGUUUACGUUAUCAUCAUCGCCAUAAUGAGGGAGGUGGUGUGAGUGGUGGUCAACCGCCACCUUGUACUAUAACCACUGCUCGUUAUUAUCGUGAUGUUUCAGCUUUGCCUCAGGUUUUAGGUGGCCUAGGUGGUGGUGGUGGUGGCAGUGGCAUUGCAGGUGGUGUCGGUGUCGGCGGUGGUCUAACAACACGUUCAUCAUCAGCUAAUUUGGAUUUCAAUUCCAAUCCCGUUAACACGCUGGAAGAGGGCAUCGGCAGCAGUAGCGGCAGCAAUAUGAACAUUAACAGCAGCAACAACAACAAUAAUAACAACAAUAACACCCAGUCCACUAGUAAUAUUAGUAGUAGUUGUAGUAAAUUAGAAGAACGCCUUGGUCAGAUACCCAAUAACAACAGAAAAUCGCCGCAAAUAUCAUCAUCCACUUCCACUUCUUCCUCAUGUACAGCUACCUCAGUUUCGGCCAAUCAUUCAAAUUCCUCCUCAGAUGCAGAAACCCUUAAGUCCACAACUAAUAAUAAUACCAAUACCAACAACAACAAUACCAAUUCAAAUCUCACAAGCCAUUCGAACAGUAAUAACAACAAUAGCAACAACAACAACAGUAAUAUCCCCCUUGAUAAUAAUUUUAUUCUAAACACACAACUAAACACAAAUUUCUCUACAUCUAAUUUUUCUACCAUCAUUCACAUUGAUGUUCCUCCCGGCGGUCCAACCAUUUCUUCCUCCUCCUCCCCAUCGCCCAUUAAUGACAUUUCCUUGACCAUUUCCAAUACAACACCUACACCACCAAUCCCCCUACCACAAUCAAUAACCUAUUUAACCUCAUCAUCAACCUCUUGUUGUUCCUCACCAACUCACCAUCUCACCAAUUUAGAUACAAAUCGUCUUAGUCGAAAUUCACAAAGGUCUUCAUUGGGUACCGGCACAACAUCAACUUCUUCGCACAUACCCUCAUGCAGCAGCAGCAGUCCUUAUGGUGGUGGUGUGACCAGUGGCGGCGGCGGCAGUAACAUAAAACGCAACAAACGUUCCUUGAGUAGUACUCGCAUCGAAAAGGAUAAAUGUGAUGAGUACAACAACAAAUUAUUAAGGAAAACCAGCAACAACAAUCAAACAACGUCCAACAACAACAACAGCAACUCAGCAGCUGCUACCUCUUCUGUUGCCAGCAUAACAACAACAACAGGCUCAUCAUCAACGUCCAGUAGUACUUCAACUCUAACCGGUGGUGGUAGUUUUCGUUCCCGUUAUCUUCGCCACACUACCUCCGGCCAUUUGGUAGAAUCGACAACGGCUUCCUCUACAUCUUCGGCAUCUACAUCGGGUAUACCCACACCCACUAGUCAAGGUAUGUAUAUGCCACGUGGCAAAUAUAGCUCGUCGGUGCUGGCUACCAACACCAGCGGCAGCAAUGAACGUGACCAACAGCAACAACAACACCAGCAGCAGCAACAGCAACAACGUUUGUCACUUAAGCUGCGCAAAAAAAUAAGUUACUAG